Molecule: messenger RNA, 901 nt
Organism: Beta vulgaris subsp. vulgaris (sugar beet)
Lineage: Eukaryota; Viridiplantae; Streptophyta; Magnoliopsida; Caryophyllales; Amaranthaceae
Exons: 4
Coding region: 142-723 (193 amino acids)
Cellular component (GO): nucleolus
Molecular function (GO): RNA binding
Source: RefSeq, a predicted model, not a curated record
CUACAAAAUACCUAAAAUCAUGGGAAAUAAACGAGGCUAAAAUUGAAAUAGGGGUUUAUGGUUUUGGUUAGGGCUUAAAACUUAAAAGCCAGAAAAACUGAGAACUCCAUCUCAAUUCUCAUCUCUCCUUUAAUUCCAGCUAUGGAAGCGGAGCAAGAAACCAUGGAUGUGGGUAGCAGAGGCAACCACAUCAGUAAGAGAGCUCUUCGUAACAAAUCUCUCUCCGUCACUUUUAACGAGAAAGACUUGAGGGACUAUGUGGGUGGGUUUCACAAACGAAAGAAGAAGAGGAGAAAAGAAGCACUGAAGCAGCAAGGAGAAGCAGAAAGACGCAAGCGCCUUGAUGACCGUAAGAAGAGGAGAAAGGAAAAAGAGUAUGCACUGUAUGGUGGUGCACCACCACCUGAAGAUGUUAAAGAUCUGGAACCUAAUGAUCAAAUGGAGCUGAACCCAUCAGUUUCUGGGACAACAUCAUAUGAAAAUGGCGAUAUGAAGGUCAUCGUUACAACAAGUGAGAUUGCUCACGAAGAAGAAGAAAACCCAAUCGAAAAAUCAGCGCCAUUACCAGCAGUGUCUAUUGGAGUAGCCGAGAAAAAGCAUAAUCUUCCUGUAAGCAAGAAGAAGGCUUUUAAAAAAUCCACUAAAGGUAGAUCCCGGACAAAGCUAGUUAGCAAAAGGGAGAGAAGGAAAGGGAAGAUAAAUGGUAAAAGGAAAAGGAGCUAGCUUGUAAACCCCUUGUAACGUUAAUUUUAUUUGUUGAAGGCCUACAUUUUGCUGAAAUUAUUCUUGCAAAAUUUACUGGAGUUUUGGAGGAACCAACAAAGUUUGUGCAGUGCGUCAGUGACAAACAAAUGAACUUUAAACAAUGUGGUCCAUAAAGAAUUCCUUUGUUUUUGGCCAA